This is a messenger RNA of Oncorhynchus kisutch (coho salmon), 4552 nucleotides long. Its product is annotated as RAC-beta serine/threonine-protein kinase. Lineage: Eukaryota; Metazoa; Chordata; Actinopteri; Salmoniformes; Salmonidae. Bases 221 to 1666 code for a protein of 481 amino acids. Gene Ontology annotation, biological process: protein phosphorylation. Gene Ontology annotation, molecular function: ATP binding; protein serine/threonine kinase activity. The record is from RefSeq and is a predicted model, not a curated record. The transcript is spliced from 12 exons.
CGUCAACCGGAUGCUUCACAUAUAUAUAUCCAGUGAAAUAUCUGUCUCCUUGUUCUAUCUGUGAUAUAACUGAAGCACCAGCAAUAACAAGGGACUGAAGGCACUGUGAGACAUUUUCGUCAGAGACACAUCUGACUCCCUUCCCCAGCAGUCACAUCUCCCCUUCCCUGUAUUUCCCCUGUGACCCCCACCCUGAGCCCCAGCAGUCCUCCGCCCCAGCAUGAAUGACAUCAGUGUGGUCAGAGAGGGCUGGCUCCAUAAGAGGGGAGAGUACAUUAAGACGUGGAGGCCGCGGUACUUCAUCCUGAAGAGUGAUGGCUCCUUCAUCGGCUACAAGGAGAAGCCAGAGAUGUCGUCCGACCAUAGCCUCCCACCCCUCAACAACUUCUCUGUGGCAGAGUGCCAGCUGAUGAAGACAGAACGGCCCAGGCCCAACACUUUUGUCAUCCGCUGCCUACAGUGGACCACAGUCAUAGAGCGCACCUUCCACGUGGAGAGUAACGAGGAAAGGGAGGAAUGGAUGCGGGCAAUCCAAGCGGUGGCCAACGGCCUGAAGACGCGAGUGGAAGAGGCUCCCAUGGACAUAACGUUUGGCUCCCCCAGCGACUGCAGCGGCAUGGAGGAGAUGGAGGUGGCCAUGUCCAAGUCCCGCAACAAAGUGACCAUGAGUGACUUUGACUACUUGAAGCUGCUGGGGAAGGGGACGUUUGGUAAGGUGAUCCUGGUGAAGGAGAAGGCCACAGGGAUGUACUACGCCAUGAAGAUCCUGAGGAAAGAAGUCAUAAUCGCUAAGGAUGAGGUUGCACACACGGUAACAGAAAGCAGAGUCCUUCAGAAUACGAGACAUCCCUUCUUAACGACACUGAAAUACGCGUUCCAAACACAUGACCGGCUAUGCUUUGUGAUGGAAUAUGCAAACGGAGGAGAGCUGUUCUUUCACUUGUCACGGGACCGGGUGUUCACAGAAGACCGGGCACGGUUCUACGGUGCGGAGAUUGUGUCUGCGCUGGAGUACCUCCACUCACGGGAUGUUGUCUACAGAGACCUGAAGCUGGAGAACUUAAUGCUGGAUAAAGAUGGACACAUAAAGAUCACAGAUUUUGGACUGUGUAAAGAGGGAAUCACAGACGGGGCUACCAUGAAGACCUUUUGUGGGACUCCAGAAUACCUUGCACCUGAGGUAUUAGAGGACAAUGACUACGGCCGAGCGGUGGACUGGUGGGGUCUAGGUGUGGUCAUGUACGAGAUGAUGUGCGGUCGACUGCCCUUCUACAACCAGGACCACGAGCGGUUGUUUGAGCUCAUUCUCAUGGAGGAGAUCCGCUUCCCCAAGAACCUGGCCCCCGAAGCCAAGGCCCUGCUUGCUGGCCUGCUCAAAAAGGACCCCAAGCAGAGGCUUGGAGGUGGACAAGAAGAUGCCAAAGAUGUGAUGACACAGAAGUUCUUCACCAGCAUCAACUGGCAGGAUGUGGUAGAGAGGAAGCUCUUGCCUCCCUUCAAGCCCCAGGUGACGUCAGAGACGGACACCCGCUACUUUGACGACGAGUUCACAGCACAAACCAUCACCGUAACGCCCCCGGACAAGUACGACAGCUUAGACUCAGAAGACCAGAACCAGCGCACACACUUCCCUCAGUUCUCUUACUCUGCCAGCAUACGGGAGUGACCUCUCUCACAUGCGUGCACACACUCACAUGAGCAAGCAGGCUAACACAUGUUCACACACACUCGCACUGCUGGGGAAUUGGGAUGACACAAACUGACACUCUCUCAAACACACACACACACACACACACUCUGACACCGAGAAGCGGUGGAAACAUGGAUCCAAGAGCAUGACGUGAUGACUGACCUCAGCAGGCCUGUGUGGAUAGACUGGCGGCCUUGUCUCUCAUUCUGACGGGACCAGGUGGAACCGGACAGGGCCGCUCUUGGCCAUGCCUGCAGGACCCUGCCUGUCUACCCACCACACUACCACUACACUGGGCACAUCAAAGCAUCAACAGCACUUCACCAUCCCUGGGUUAUGCCAGCAGAUACCACAUCACCAGCCGAACGCAUGCUUCACCGAUCCAACACACACACUUUGACAAGCAACACCUAAAACCUCCCAUACACUGCAGAUUUUGUUUUUACUACUGGAUAAAAAAUAAGUCCAAACAAAUGUAGAAACACAUGAAAGGAGAAAAAUAUUUUUAAACUGAUUUUUCUUUUGAUUGUUACGGUUUUAAAAGCCAUAUUUCUGCAGUUUUUUUUAACGAGUGCUCUUGCUGAAAACUUGCUGUUACAAAUCGUGUGGACUGUUCCUACAGAGAGAAAGCGGGUCAGGGAGAGAAUGAGGGGUGUGUGUACCUCGGAGGGUAGCCAUUUCCCUGCUUGCACUGUGCAUGUGUGAAUGAAUGUGUUUGAGUGUGUGGAAGGAGAAUGUAUGAACAACCAUUUGAAUCUCAACAUCUGUUUUACGUUUAUGCAUUUGCAUGUAUCUGUUUUGGAUUCUGUAUGACGGCUAAACGAGGAGAGUUUUAAAGGGAAAGAAGAGAGGUGGUGGAGCUUCCCUGUGGAUUGACUUGUUCCUCUGGUGGUUAGAAUGCUCAGGAUGCAAUAAGAGAAGGGGGAAGAGUAGAAGUGACCACAGCAAUUAACAUUGUUCUAGUAGCUGUCACGUUCUGAGCAGAAAUAUCCAGGAGAAUAGCUGUCAAUCAUUUGUUCCAAACUUUUCACUUUUUAUUUUUGAAUUAUCGAUGUAAAGAUCUUUUUUCUUUUUUACUAUUUUUUUUUGAAGAUCAUUGGGAUGUUCCCAUAUUUAAGAAUGCAAACUAUUAAAUCAUGGAUCACUGAUAGAAAAUAGACUGACUGAUAGAAAAUUGACACUUCAGUUAUUUAACGGUUGAUGUUGAAGGUUGUGGUUCGUAUUUUCAAGGUGAUGUAAGUGACAGAUUAAGUCCUUUGUCGGGAUGUCAGAGUAGGACCAUUGAACUAGGGUUGGGGUUAGUUCAAUUCAGUUAAUGUAGGAAGUCAACUGAGUUAACGUCAUGGAUUGAAACCCUAACCCUGGUGUGAAACAGAUGCUGUAUAUAAUGACAAGAUGGUCUUGUCUCUGCCCUAACAAUGGGAGUUGUUGUCUCGAAGGCAGUCGUUCUGCUUAUCACUGUAAUCCCUUGUGGACAGAUGUUUAUAUUUUUCUCUCAUACCACACUCUUCCUCUCUGUGUGAACUUCCCACUAUUCACCUGUCAUGAAUGCAUGUGUACACCCCCUGUCUGACCUAUAGCUGACCUAUAGAGGAGUGGUUUGGGUGAAACAACCAUUGUGUUUCACAGUCAAGUGGUGGGAUGUAUUUCAUUUUUGUUGCCCUUUUCAAAGAUUCCUUCACUCAAGGAUCAUUAAGACCAUGUUUCUUUUCAUUGAUUUGUGGUCCAACUAUUCCUUACUUUGGGAGACAUUGUCUAAUUUAAAUUUAUAUUAUAUCAAAAAAUAUAUAAAAUAAGUUUAAACAUAUUUUUCCUUUUGGUUGUCUGUCAUUUUGAUCAUUCAUGUGUUCCUUUUUUAAAGUGCGUGCGUGCUCAUGCACAGCAGCAGGUUGAUGGGGCAUUGUAGAACAGCUCUCUAGUCUGUGCUCAAUGCCGGUUUCCUUUAGCCUCUGUACCUGCAGUAGGGUAGUCCAGUCUGACUGCUGUUUGCAAGGGCUGAGGCCAUGGGAAACAUCCCUAUCUUCACCAGCCCAUAAUCAGGCCUUGUAAAGGCAGGACUGGAUUUCAGGAACAACCUCCCUCUGAUGGAUCUCUUUCAUGCUGCCUUCAAUGUUAGGAUGGCCACUAGGAGGUGCUGUAGACUUUUUCUAAAAUUGACAGUGGCAGUAAAGCCACACAGGCGGCAACAACGUGCAGAAUGUGUACAUCUAACAUGCAAGCCAACACCACUGACCUCUCCUGUAGGCAUUGCACACAGACAAUCGAUAUGGAACUCUUCACUGGCUAUGUAAAUACCAAAAAGGCUUGAUGUGUAGGCUAGAAGGAGAAUUGGCAGCUUUGUAGAUGGAAUUUGAGUUGGAGCUUAACAGUGAUUACCUUGCUUCCCUGUAUUUUGAAUGUGAUCAGUAGUCACGAAUGUCAUAUCUCAAUGCUGAUGUACCAAGAAUUCUUUGCUCCUCCCCACCUAUUCUUUACCUCCUCCCCAACUAAACCUCAACUUAAUAACAAGCUAUCUUUUAGGGAGAAGACUAUGUCCUGGUAGACAGUUUCAGCCCCCAUGUUGUAAGGUUUUACAUUGUAACAGGUGUGACCUGCUACAGUAUAUGGUGGCGUAUAAUAUUUGCAAUUAUGUGCCAGUAAAGACUUUUACUGAAUGAAGUGUCUCAUUCUUCAUUAGGGUUACCGGGUUCAAUAUCCCAUAUGCUAUCUUCUGCCCCAUCUGCAAGGCACUUUACCCCUAAUUCUCUAGGGGUGCUGCUCUCCCAUGCUCCCAGCCUGUGAUGUGUAUGUUGUGUGUCUAUUUGGGUACCAUGACAGCAAAAAAAAGUAAGAAUUUCCAUGCAAAUAAACCAAUAAAGCAAG